GUCUAAGCUGACCCACAGACUUAAAACCAAGGCACUGAGUACCUUCAGCUGGGACAUCCAAACUCUCCAAUCAAAGGUGCAAGGGACUUGCUCACAUCGGUCACCCGACUGCUUUCUUGGAGACCAAGAAAAUGAACGCUUGCCUCCAUAUUUACCCCAGAAAUCCAUGAGGAAGUGUUAUACAGUGCACCUGACAUGGGCCACAGGAGCCCAGAGUGAAAGGCUGCAUAGACAAUGGUGCCCCUGUGUCUGUCCCUCCCAUGCCUUCUAUUCCUGCAGGAGUGGCAGGACUGGCAGGACUUUGUAAGAUCAGGGCACUGACAGAGAGAAUGUUCAAACAUCUUCGGAAAUGGUUUGUCACUCACAUUUUUGGGCGUUCGCGGCAACGAGCAAGGCUGGUCUCCAAAGAUGGAAGGUGUAACAUAGAGUUUGGCAAUGUAGAUGCGCAGUCAAGGUUUAUAUUCUUUGUGGACAUCUGGACAACUGUUCUUGACCUCAAAUGGAGGUACAAAAUGACCGUGUUCAUCACAGCCUUCUUGGGGAGUUGGUUCCUAUUCGGUCUCCUGUGGUAUGUGGUAGCCUACGUUCAUAAGGACCUCCCAGAGUUCUACCCACCAGGCAAUCAUACUCCUUGUGUGGAGAACAUUAAUGGCAUGACCUCAGCUUUUCUGUUUUCUCUGGAGACUCAAGUGACCAUAGGUUAUGGAUUCAGGUUUGUGACGGAACAGUGUACCACUGCCAUUUUCCUACUUAUCUUCCAGUCCAUUCUUGGAGUGAUCGUCAAUUCUUUCAUGUGUGGUGCCAUCUUAGCCAAGAUCUCUAGACCCAAAAAACGUGCCAAGACCAUUACAUUCAGCAAGAAUGCGGUCAUCAGCAAGCGUGGUGGGAAACUCUGCCUCCUCAUCCGAGUGGCCAAUCUUAGGAAGAGCCUUCUGAUUGGCAGCCACAUAUAUGGCAAACUUCUGAAAACUACCAUCACUCCUGAAGGAGAAACCAUUAUUUUGGAUCAGACCAAUAUCAACUUCAUAGUUGAUGCUGGUAAUGAGAAUUUGUUCUUCAUUUCCCCGCUGACAAUCUACCAUGUCAUUGACCACAACAGUCCUUUCUUCCACAUGGCAGCAGAAACGCUUCCCCAGCAGGAAUUUGAGUUAGUUGUCUUUUUAGAUGGCACAGUGGAAUCUACCAGUGCAACCUGCCAGGUCCGCACAUCAUAUGUCCCUGAGGAGGUGCUUUGGGGCUACCGUUUUGUCCCCAUAGUAUCCAAGACCAAGGAGGGGAAGUACCGAGUGGAUUUCCAUAACUUUGGUAAGACAGUGGAAGUUGAAACCCCUCACUGUGCCUUGUGCCUUUAUAAUGAGAAAGAUGCCCGAGCCAGGAUGAAGAGAGGCUAUGACAACCCUAACUUUGUCUUGUCAGAAGUUGAUGAAACAGAUGAUACCCAAAUGUAGCAGUGGCUUUUUCACUCGCAAAAUGCCUUCUGUGAGCCCAAUGGCUAGCUGUGUUCUGAAGCAACCAACAGUUGGGGUGUGGAUGCAGGAUGAGAAGCUACAAAGUCUACCAGCAUAGUCAUCCUUGAACCCCAGGGCUAUGACUCUACAAGACUCAUAGUUCUACAAGGUACUAGCAGUAAGCAUAUGAUGGACACAUGUGACUUAAACAGGCAUGUGGAAGCCAUAGGAAUUCACUUGGAAUCUUCACUAUGACUGUGUGAACUCAUAUAGUGUUGAUGGGAAGGAAGUCAUCCAAGGUCACAUGGACAGGCAAUGGAGAUACUUCUACAAGACUCCUGAAAGCUGUUAGGAUCUUUACAUAGCUUUGGGAACUAGCCAUAUUUCCCAUUUGAUUCUAUGGAUUAGAAGAAGGCCACUUUCAUCUCAAAAUAGACUUUCAUCAACAGAAAAUCUGUCCCCUGAGUUGGGGGAAGUGAGCCAACUGAUCACUGACAAUAAGAGACUGUCAUACAAAGAAUGAAAAAAAGGCUCUAGCCUUCUCAAGCUCUUGUGUUUGAAGCCUUCAUCUGAGUCUAGAUCACAUGUUUCACAAGGGGUAAAGUGUCAUCCAGUAACUCUGCAUCUUUCUGAACCGAAGGUAAAGAGGAACAGGAAGGGCCCAACAAGUUUUAUGACUUAUCCAAAUGCUGUGGUCCAUACAGAAGUUGGCCUGAAUGAUCUCCUGUGGUACAUUAAACAGAGGCCAAGUCCAUUCUCUGGAUGCUGAAUGAACAUCCUCCUGCAAAGGAGAAUGUUUGAGUUGAAAGUGUUGGUGUUAAAACUGCAGAGGUGGCUCAGUUUGUAAAGAGCUUGCCAUGCAAGCAUGAGGACCUGGGUUUGAACCUCCAACAACCACAAGAAAAGCCUUACUUGGUAGCAUGCCCCAUAACUCUAGUACUGGAGAGGUAGGCAAAGGAGGAUGUCCGAGACUUACUGGCCAGUUGAAUGGGUGAGGUCUAUGCUCAAUGAGACUGUUUAAAAAAAUGUGAAGGGCCUGGAGAAAAGGCUCAGUGGUUAGAAGUACUGUGAUUGUUCUUCCAGAGAACCCAGAGUCGAUUCCUGGCACCAGCAUGGUGUUUUACACCCAUCUAUACCUCCAUCUGAUGUUAGUUUUUGGCCUCCAUGGGUACCAGGUACACAGACAUACACACAAGCAAAACACCAUACAAAUACAAUAAAAAAAAUAAGGUGGAGAAUGACUGAGGAGGAAAUCUUAUGUCAACUUUUGAUCUACUGAUCUACACACAUGCACACACCCACACAUGGGGCUGGGGAGAUCUGUGGUGAUAUUUCUUUUAAUAUUUAAUGAAUGGGUUAUAGGGUUACAAGUCUGUUAAAAAGAGUUUUUAUUCCUUGUUCUUUCAAGAUGACUGUGAAAGCAGUCAACCUGGAGGGGGGUGUGAUGCUAACCCUGAACAGUUCUUGUGUUUCUCUGCUCAGUGCUUGAACUGAAAUUCUAGGUAUGAAGGAGGAGGGGAUGAGGCACAACUUCACAGUCUGCACGCUGCUCUCUUCCGAAGGCCAUCUCAGCAUCUUCCAAAGGGAACAAUCUAGCAGGAGAAUUUACUUCGAAGGAACUUUCUAAUGGGAAUGUCUUGCUUGUUCAUUUCCCCACCUGUAUUAUUCUGGACACACUUUGAAAAAUAAAGUGGAAUUCAAAAGUUGUUCUAAAAUCAGAAUAUUUUCAGUAUGUGAUUAAUAAAUUUCCAAAACUGCA
Molecule: messenger RNA, 3207 nt
Organism: Mesocricetus auratus (golden hamster)
Lineage: Eukaryota; Metazoa; Chordata; Mammalia; Rodentia; Cricetidae
Gene: Kcnj1
Product: potassium inwardly rectifying channel subfamily J member 1
Exons: 3
Coding region: 261-1448 (395 amino acids)
Biological process (GO): regulation of monoatomic ion transmembrane transport; potassium ion import across plasma membrane
Cellular component (GO): plasma membrane
Molecular function (GO): ATP-activated inward rectifier potassium channel activity
Source: RefSeq, a predicted model, not a curated record